Molecule: messenger RNA, 467 nt
Organism: Chiroxiphia lanceolata (lance-tailed manakin)
Lineage: Eukaryota; Metazoa; Chordata; Aves; Passeriformes; Pipridae
Gene: RPL37
Product: ribosomal protein L37
Exons: 4
Coding region: 132-425 (97 amino acids)
Biological process (GO): translation
Cellular component (GO): cytosolic large ribosomal subunit; ribosome
Molecular function (GO): structural constituent of ribosome; RNA binding
Source: RefSeq, a predicted model, not a curated record
CACCUGAACGCGACGCUGGGCGCUGUGGUUCAGCGAUUUAAGGGUUACAGUGGUGGCACCGCCCCCGGAAUAGGCUGCCGUGGCGGAAGCGGGGCGGGGUUCGGUCUUUUCGGUGCUGCCGGCCGGGCAAGAUGACGAAGGGAACAUCGUCAUUUGGUAAGCGGCGAAAUAAGACGCACACCUUGUGUCGUCGAUGUGGGUCCAAGGCGUACCAUCUGCAAAAAUCAACUUGUGGGAAAUGUGGUUACCCUGCCAAGCGUAAGAGAAAGUAUAACUGGAGUGCAAAGGCUAAAAGACGAAACACCACUGGUACAGGCCGCAUGAGGCACCUGAAAAAGGUCUACCGUCGAUUCAGGAAUGGAUUCCGUGAGGGAACCACACCGAAGCCCAAGAGAGCAGCUGUUGCAGCCUCCAGUUCAUCAUAAAGACUCAUGUAUUUGUUAAAAUAAAUGAUCUUAGCCAGAAAA